Messenger RNA from Mesorhabditis spiculigera, 1530 nucleotides. The record is from the annotation of a GenBank genome assembly. Lineage: Eukaryota; Metazoa; Nematoda; Chromadorea; Rhabditida; Rhabditidae.
AUGCCCGAGGUGUGCGGUCAUCACCCGUGCACGCCAUGCUACCAGCGCUUUAAUCGCAUUGAAACUGCCGCCGAUUGGGGGAAAUAUGCGGUUUGCGGAUUUUGCAACGAGCCGUCGUACAAAUCAAAGGAUACCACGGACAAUAACACAAACUUGACAAAACAAUGGGAAAAACAGUUUUUCGCCUACCAGCUGAAGCAACGCAAGAGUAUGGCCGCGGAGAUCAGCCAGUUGAAGCAGCUUCUGGAGCUCAAGCAAGUGCGCGAUGGGAUGGCAAGGGUCGAGGCGGUGGAUUUCCAGGUAGCAUUGUCAAAAAAAUGGCAAAGGGAGCGGGACAACAUGAGGGAUUUGAUCGACCAACUGCAGCAACAACUGGAAGAGGCCAGGGCGGAAGCCCGCGAGCUAGCUUUGCAAAACGCAAAUUUAGAGCAGCAAGCUUGCAACCGUACGAAGAUUGUCAUCGACCAAAUUCCGACCAGCUACUCCCUGGACCAAGUCGUCACCACCUUCCUCGAAAGCGGAAAAAAUCUAAUCUUUUGGGAGAACAGCCCCGAUAUGUUGUUGCGAAUGAGCGGUACGGAUAGCCAGUGUUGCAUUGCUUACCUGGACAAUCUAGCGGCAGCCGAACGGAUAGCCAAAACUUGGAAUGGUAUGGUAUUGGAAGGACGAGCGGUUCAAGCUAACUACAGCGCGCUUGGACAAAGACCAUCAGAAAUGUCAACAAGCAGUGCAAAGCCGAACGAAGCAAUAAUGCGAUCAGAAGCAGCAUCUGGUGACGUUACCGCUGAAUCAUCCGAUUUGCAAACUUUGUGCCACCUAUUCAAUUCACUAAAAGAACAAGGGACGGACUUCCGAUCGGUGCUAUGUGUUUGGUGGCUACCCCAGCGCUUGGCAUUCUGGAAUAUUGAUGCCUACUUUGCGAGCAUCGUGCAGUUGCUGGAAUGUGUUACUGUGGAUCUAAAUACGCAGUCCGUUUCUAUGAUACGGCACGAGCAGCUGAGGACGCCACAUGGGUGGAUUCUCUUCCUUUUUCGGUUGGGACAGAAAAGCCCCGAACGGAUCGCAGGCCUCAUCCGUGGUAUUAAAGUCGACGGCUGUUCCCUCAAUUGUGACACUUUUUGGAGCGGUCAAUCGCUACCAGCGCUCGUCAAAAGCUUUCGCGACGAUUGGUUCGAGAUACCGAGGACAGAACAAGUUCGGGAUCUAAUAGCCAAAGCCCGUAACAUCGCGUUUCGACACGGUCCGAUCCUUUGUGUUUGGUGGUUUACGGAGGCAUUUCACCGCAAACGGCUCGAUGUUCUGCUGGCCGGGGCGCGGCAUUGGCUGUUGUGUGAGAAUGGAUUUCCGAAAUUCGAACAGCUCGAUACCGACGAGGGGACCAUAUUAUUCCUGUUCCUUACAAAGAACCCCCAGCUCAAGAAGGUAAAGAAAUUCAUUACGCAAAUAGAAGCCGGCGGAAAACACCUGACUUGUGAGCCCUAUCAAAAAUCAUCAUAUAUCAAAGACUUCAUCGCGAAAAAGUAUAAUCUA